Closterium sp. Naga37s-1 is the source of this 1764-nucleotide messenger RNA. The record is from the annotation of a GenBank genome assembly. Lineage: Eukaryota; Viridiplantae; Streptophyta; Zygnematophyceae; Desmidiales; Closteriaceae.
GUCAGGGAUGUCAUAAUGGACGGUCCAGAUCGCAACAGCGACGCGUACUACACGUAUUUGGACGCUGUGGAUCGGCUGAACGGUGCAGUGCGGUUCAUUGAGGAGGAGCUGCGCAACGGGCGGUACCUGAUCAUGAGGGCCAUGGAGAAUGUCAAGGCGGACUUCCACGGGCUGCUCGCGGAUAGCAGCCUCUUUCCAGACCUGGACGAGCUUCGGGAGGCGAUGCUGUCGGAGGAGUCGCCGGACCAGAUCACGCCCCCUGAGAUGAUUGCCGAGGCUGCGCUGCCGAAGCUGCACGCCAUGGCUCGGCGGCUUGUGGAGAACAGUUGCGCGACCGACUGCACUCGUGCUUACAAGGAGAAAAGAGAGGCAGCGUUGAGGAGGAACUUUCAGCGGCUGGGCGUGCAGACGAUGACCAAGGCGGAGAUCCACAGCACGCCGUGGCCUCAGCUGGAGGAACGGAUGAGGCGGUGGAGUGAACACAUGCACAUUGGGAUGAUUCUGGUGGCGGGGGAGAGGGAGGCGUGUGACGAGGUGUUUGACGGGCUGGGCCCCUACGGCGAGCAGUGCUUUGUGGACCUCUCGCGCUCCUCCAUGCUGCUUCUCGCCGGCUUUGGCGAGGCCGUGAGCGAGAUAAAAAAGACGCCCGAACGCCUGUUCUCGUUCCUGGACAUGUACGAGACGACUCUCGACCUCAAGUGCACGGUGGACGAGCUAUUUAAAGGACCUGAGGGCGAGAUGAUGCGGAGGGAGUACCAGCACCUUCUCAAGACCCUCGGGCAAGCAGCGAGGGCGACAUUUGAGAAGUUUGAAGAGGCUGUGAAGGCACCGCCGACGCCAGAGGAGGGUGGGCCGGGAGGAGGAGGGGGGUACCCGGCUCUUGCCAGCCCUACUGCGAGCGAGAGCGGGAGAGGAGGAGGGUUCGGGCGGAGUGAGCUGCGCGGAGGGGGGCUUCUGGGCCGGCUGAAGAAGAUGAUGCACAAGGGCGAUGACUCAGCGAGUGAGGUGGCGUCGAUGACGUCCACGUCAGCAGCUGCCGCCCACUCCACAGGGGACAUCCACCCAAUCACGAGCUACGUGGUCAACUACCUGCUGCUGCUCUGCAACAGCGAGUUGCCCUAUUUCCAAAUACUCGAGUGCGUGUUUGAGGAUAUGGUCAGCAACGCCAGCGACUCAGCAGCCAGUAUCGUGACGCCACGUGUGCAGGGCCGGCUGGCCUUCGCCGCCGCCCGCAUCGUGGACGCACUAAAGACGAACCUCGGGCAGCGGGCGGUGGUGCUACGAGACGAAACGCUGGCGGAGCUUUUCAUGAUGAACAACCUCGCCUACGUGCUCACUAAGAUUGAUGCGUCUGAUGCCGGGCGGCUGCUUGGUACGGCAUGGAUCGGCACAUAUGGAGCGAUGGUGGACAAUCACAGGGACAAAUUCAUCAUGCACACACUCGCUAAGUUCGACGUGGUGUUCUCCUCAGAUGACCGUCUGGACUCCGCCUCCCUCGUCAAGCGCCUCAAGACGUUCAACAUCAUCCUGGAGCAAAUGAGGCAGCGCCACAUGGCAUGGACCAUCACCAAUCGCGAGCUGCGCGCACACGUCAAGGCCAAGACCCUCUCAGGCCUGCUGGACAAAUACCGCGAGUUCAUCAUUCGACACGGCAACAUUCUGCGCAACCAGCGCUCGCUGGACGUGCGAGUGCUGGCGUGUGAGGAGGUGGAGACGAUGCUUGCAGAUUCCUUCAGCAGCGGGCCUGUGGGAAAACACAAGUGA